AUGAAGCAAACAGAAUGGUUCCUAAAAAAAUAUCCGAAUCAGUACAAAGCAGAAAACACGAGAACACCGAUCAUAAGCUUUUGUUGCGGUGUGGGUAUUCUAUCAGUAGUUUUUGUUCUUUACAAUCGAUACUGUCUGGAUGCGAGAAAACUACCAGAUGGUGAGGCGGUGGAUUGGAGAUGGAUGUUGUAUUUGAAAAAAUACGUUCCACCACUUCGAAACUUUGGCAUACCGUAUCGAGAAUAUAAGCCUGAUGAUUUCUAA
Brugia malayi is the source of this 264-nucleotide messenger RNA. RefSeq lists its product as uncharacterized. NCBI's taxonomy places the organism in Eukaryota, Metazoa, Nematoda, Chromadorea, Rhabditida, Onchocercidae. The transcript has 2 exons. The record is from RefSeq and is a predicted model, not a curated record. Bases 1 to 264 code for a protein of 87 amino acids.